This is a messenger RNA of Rhagoletis zephyria (snowberry fruit fly), 690 nucleotides long. RefSeq lists its product as uncharacterized. The record is from RefSeq and is a predicted model, not a curated record. Lineage: Eukaryota; Metazoa; Arthropoda; Insecta; Diptera; Tephritidae.
AUGUCACCAGCUCCCCCUUCUGCACUUAAAAGGCGCUUAAGUAAAGGUUCCCCCUCGCCUAAAACAUUGAAACUAGAUGAGAGUGUCGCUGCUUUGCCCUCAAUAUUAACUGCGAUUCGUGAACUUGAGGAGAAAAUACAGUGUCAGACAGAGAAAUUACAGAGGUGUGAAACCGAAGUUGAGAAGCUGCGCCUUAUGGUUGAGAAAGUGGAAGCAGAGAAAAUUGCUCCCGAAGUUGCUGCUGACGCGGUUGUUCUUGACAUACCGUUUAUCGAAGGAGGGAAUUUAAAGAGCACGUCUAAUUUGGUGUGCUUGUCCAUUGAUUUUCACGUUCCGCAAAUAAGAGACAUCUUCCGUAUCAAGCGCAUGAAUAGUAACACUAGCAGCGUAGUGAUCAUCAAAUUCUAUACACCAACUGAUCGCAACCGUACUCUCCGCGCUUUCAGCAACUACAGAAGGAGAACUAAAUCUGCAGUCUCUCUAUCUGUUGUUUGUAUCGAAGGUACACUUUCUAUAUUUGAGAGUCUGGCUGCUGCUACAAGAAAGAUACUGCAAGAGACUAUACGGUUAAGAAGAGCUGGAAAAUUGGUCUCCGUAUUUACUCUGCGUGGUGCUGUGUAUGCUAGAGUUAACAAAGGUUCUCCUGCUAUAAAAAUUUAUAAGCAAAAUGAUUUGCAAAAAUUCUGUUGA